AUGGCUGGCUGCACAGAUAUUACUUGUACCUACGCACCCUCUACUAUUGACCACCGCGUCGGCCCGCCGAACGUUGGCGAACUAGGCAGAGCUACCUGGCAAAUUCUUUUCAGCUCCGUCGAUUUAUUAGAAAAUCACCGUCUCAACAAACUGGAUUACGCCCAAUGGCUGAAAGGCAUGCUUGCCGCCUACCCCUGCCGGUUUUGCCGUCUGCACUUGAAGCCGGAAGAAAUACUCAACAAUCAAACACCCGAAUAUUACAGGCGCUACCUGGAAACCGUCCAUGAACAGUCCAAAUCCCCCCAAAACCGCGCCCCAAGUCGGUAA
Messenger RNA from Gregarina niphandrodes, 327 nucleotides. RefSeq lists its product as hypothetical. Gene Ontology annotation, molecular function: thiol oxidase activity. Lineage: Eukaryota; Apicomplexa; Conoidasida; Eugregarinorida; Gregarinidae. The transcript has a single exon. The coding region runs from base 1 to 327 and encodes 108 amino acids. The record is from RefSeq and is a predicted model, not a curated record.